Messenger RNA from Diospyros lotus (date-plum), 1395 nucleotides. RefSeq lists its product as uncharacterized. The record is from RefSeq and is a predicted model, not a curated record. The transcript has 9 exons. Lineage: Eukaryota; Viridiplantae; Streptophyta; Magnoliopsida; Ericales; Ebenaceae. Gene Ontology annotation, molecular function: deSUMOylase activity. Gene Ontology annotation, biological process: protein desumoylation. Bases 1 to 1395 code for a protein of 464 amino acids. Gene Ontology annotation, cellular component: nucleus.
AUGGAGUAUGUAGUUGAUGUUAAAGACAGGAUUUGGGCGUUGGAAACAAUUCCCGGUCUUGGAGAGGAGUUUGCUCACAAAGUAGAAGGUGAUAGAAUUCCAAGAAUGUUAGGGUGGGAAUUUGAGCAGCCUAUGCGAAAAGGAGAAAAAGUUAACAAGUUUUUGGAAUAUGAAAUUACAAUGAUGAAGGUCAAGGUAAAUCGCACAUUAGUUCCUACAUUGAAAGAAGCUGACGAAGAAUUUUGGCAGGGAAUGACCCCUCUUGAUGAUGUAGAAGAUUCCAGAGUGGAUAACAGCUUGAAUGAAGAAAUAGGAAAGGAGUCUAAGGAAGAUGCACCAUCUGUUUCCAUGCACCAUCAGCCAUGCGAUCGACCAUCCUCUUCUCAUAAUAAUAAUGUAACUCAGUCAAAAAGAGGCAAUGUCCCUGAAGAUUACAAGGGGCAAGAGGAAGAACGUGUGUUUGAGGCUGUAGUAAAAAACUCAGGGAUUGUAGAAGACUGCACUUACGAGGAAAAACAAGUCACGCCAAUAAAAGAAGCUAAUGAGGGCAAGCUCUCAAACCCUUCAACUGCCAUAAUUGUUUACCAACGAAUGCCUCGUAUGUUGAUCACAGAUUCUAAGCACAAUUUGGAUGAGCAGGUUCCUGCUGAGUUUGUGAUGCCAAAUCAACCAGAGCAGCUUGCAGAAAGCUGCACUAAAUGUGAACUGGGAGAAUGUUGUGCUAUUUUUCUUGAGGAUGAUAUAAAUGAUAAAUCACCUAAAGGAAGAGGGCAUAGGAGGAAGAGGAGAGCACUGGAUCCUGCAAAAGUCAGUGAUCUCACAAAGUGGUUGGAAAAAGCUUCACCAAGUGACGAUAUGCCAUUAGCAAUCUGUGACGUUCAGAGGAAUUUUUUUGAUGAUUUGCUUAAUGAGAACGGGUGGCUUAUUGAUGACAAGGCCUACCAUGAAAUGGGGAAUCCUGGCAGGAAAAAUUUGGAGUAUGAAUUUGGCAAAGAGCUGGUUAAUUACGUUAAAGGGGUAAUUCCCAGUCUAGGAAAACCUUGGAGUAUUUGUCGUUAUCUUUAUCUUCCAUAUUGUAUCUCGAGAUCACAUUGGUUUGCAAUCGAGGUCAACCUGCAAGAGCGACAAAUCAACAUCUUGGAUAGCUUACCAAGUAGAGUACAUGAUGCCCAGCUUAGCAAUUACAUGAAGCCCAUACGGGUGGUCAUACCAUGGCUUAUGAAACUACACGUCAAUGAGAACUACAACACAUCAAUGCUCAAGCAUAAAAGGGUCAGACCACUUCCUGAACAAAACAAUGGAUCUGAUUGUGGGGUUUUUACAAUGAAGUUCAUCGAAUUUUCGUUUGCAGGACUAGACCUGAGUCUUGUUCAGGCUGAACAUAUGAUAAUGUAG